Molecule: messenger RNA, 3134 nt
Organism: Linum trigynum
Lineage: Eukaryota; Viridiplantae; Streptophyta; Magnoliopsida; Malpighiales; Linaceae
Source: the annotation of a GenBank genome assembly
GUUCAAUUGGAAAUAAUAAACAAAUGCAUAGGUCAUUAAAGAAAUUAUAAGUUUAAUUGAAAUGCUCUUGUCUCCCUGCUGCGAUAAAAGCUGUCUGUCUCUCUGCCUCCAAGAGAGAGAGAGAGAGAGAGAGUCUAUCUUACUCUUGAAGGACAAAGACAGCUCUAUAGUCCUCCAUUUCUCCUCUGCACACACCGCCACCCCAAAAAAUUGCUUCUCUCACUCUUUCUUCCCCUCAAAGGUUUUGAGAUUCCUGAACAAUCAAAGGUAGGAUUGCCCACAAUUUCUUACCCUCUCUGUUUUUACACACAUGAAUGAUGAAACCCAAUUCGAGAACCCACAAAAGUUCUUUGCUUUCUUUUGAAUUUGUGGACUUCUUGAUGGAUUGCGAUUUUCUUGAACAUUUAACUUUUUGUUUUGGGAUGAAACUAGAACAUUUAACUUUAGCAAGUAGUUCAAGUUUAUGAUUGAAAGAUGGAAGCUUUUGUUGUUCUUAUCCUGGUUCUCAUGCUUUUUUAUUUAUUCUGUAGUCGCCGGUCCUUUUGUUUCCAUUUUUGGGAGAGCUUGGUGGAACUACCAAUGGCGGUUUCGGUGAACUCAUAAUUUUAAGAUUGUAUUUUUUUUUUUUUUUUUGGGGCGUAAAAGUUUACCUCUUCAAUAUCUGGGGAGAUCUUUUCUCUUGUCUCUUACACGAUGUAUUCCUUCUAUGCCUGGAAGAGAGCUAACCAUGCAUGAAGGAGAACUGGUUUCCAUGGGAAUUCUUUCAUUUUUGUUGUAAGAUCAGUCUGUUGUUUCAUUUCUCAACCAUAUAUCUUUAUGAAUCUGAAGUUUAUGAGGAUGGAAGAAGACAACAAAUUUCUUUCACAAAUUUAGCUGAUAAACUUCACUUACCAUUUGUUUAACGCUCAUGUCUCCCUUUUUCUCAAGUUUAGUUCUACUACCAUCCUUUUCCUUCUCUAGUUUACUUUUCUUUGUGGAAGAUGCCUUUCUUUUUGUCUGUUUGGAGAAGGGUUCUUGGGGAAAGAAACCCCAAAAACAAACAAAAAACAAACUCCAAUCCUGACCAUUCAUCUGCUCGUUUUGGCAGAUCCAGUUUCGAAUUUUGGUAGAAGAUCCUGGAGCUAGUCUUUUUGCUGCUGCGUAGGUGGUUCAUCUCUAUCAUUAACAUACAGUUUUGAAGCUUGAUCAGAAGCACAUACUGCUGAAGAGUUAAAAUGCAGGCAUCAGAGAGGUUCCAGUCACCAGCAAUGUCAUCCGCCGGCUUAUACUACCAACCGAGUCAAGAAUUCGAGCCCUACUGCUUGCCUCAGUUCCAAUUACCUCACCAACUAUGCUACAAUGGAAGCGUGCAGGAAACUUCUCACUUCCCCUUUGAGAUCUCUUCUGAACAAUACUGCACUUUGGAGUCAUCUUCCCCAAAUGCCAUUUUCAGUACCUACAACUUUUCGCCUAGUGGGAGCCCAAUCUCGCAGCAGGAUUCUCAGUCACACCCACCUGAUACAUAUGGCUCUCCAUUAAGCAGUUCGUGUGUUACUGAUGAUGCCAAUGAUAUAAGACACAAGCUGAGGGAGUUAGAGACUGCAAUGUUGGGGCCAGAUUCUGAUAACUUAAUGAAUAUAGAAGGCGAGUCACCAGAGAUGGACUGCUUGAGAAAAAUCAUGGAGGCGAUAUCACGAGCUGAUCUAAAGCAAGUCCUAGUUGCCUGUGCCAAGGCAGUGUCCGAGAAUGACCACUUAAUAGCACAAUGGCUGAUCGAUGAAUUACGCCACAUGGUGUCAGUUUCUGGUGAGCCUAUACAAAGGCUAGGCGCAUACAUGUUGGAAGGCCUCGUUGCUCGGCUUUCCUCUUCUGGGAGUUCAAUCUGCAAUGCCUUGAGGUGCAAGGAACCAGCUAGUGCUGACUUGCUCUCUUACAUGCACAUUCUCUAUGAAGUCUGCCCUUACCUCAAAUUUGGAUACAUGUCAGCGAAUGGGGCUAUUGCAGAAGCUAUGAAGGAUGAGAACCGGGUUCACAUUGUUGACUUUCAGAUUGGUCAAGGGAGUCAGUGGGUGAGUUUGAUUCAAGCAUUUGCAGCGAGACCCGGUGGGCCACCACACAUUCGUAUCACAGCCAUAGAUGACUCAACUUCCGCUUAUGCACGAGGUGGAGGGUUGAAUAUAGUAGGGAAGAGGCUGUCAAAGCUGGCUGAGUCGUUCAAAGUGCCGUUUGAGUUCCAUGCUGCUGCUAUCAGUGGCUGUGAAGUUCAAGUGGGUGAUCUCGGUAUUCGAGCUGGGGAAGAAGCUCUAGCUGUCAAUUUUGCGUUCAUGCUUCAUCACAUGCCUGAUGAGAGUGUCGAUACAGAGAACCAUCGAGAUCGGUUACUGAGGAUGGUUAAAGGGUUGUCACCUAAGGUCGUGACACUUGUCGAGCAGGAGGCUAAUACAAAUACUGCACCGUUCUUUCCUCGGUUUCUAGAGACACUCGACUACUACACGGCCAUGUUUGAGUCGAUCGACGUGACCCUCCAGAGGGAUCACAAGGAGAGGAUAAAUAUUGAGCAGCAUUGCCUUGCUAAAGAUGUUGUGAAUGUGAUCGCUUGUGAGGGAAGAGAGCGAGUGGAGAGACUUGAGCUUCUGGGGAAAUGGAGGUCAAGGUUUGUCAUGGCGGGGUUUACACAGUGUCCUUUGAGCUCUUUGGUGAACGCUACCAUUAAGACACUGCUGGAGAAUUACUGCAAGCAGUACAGGCUUCAAGUGAGGGAUGGUGCGUUGUAUCUCGGGUGGAUGAACCGUGAUUUGGUUGCUUCUUGUGCAUGGAAGUGAAGAAAAGGAAGGGGCACUAGGUAGAACUUUCUCGCUUGGAGUUGUUUGUUGUAGCCUUUUGCUGUACUUUUUCUUCUAUGAAUGGAAGGCAGCCAUUUUUCGGCUCUACAAGCUUUAUAAGUUGCCAAGCUGGGUUCUGUUUGGCAUUGUUAGCUUUGUAAAACUGAAGCAAAGAGUUUAAAAGGAAAAGCUGGAAUUAGAGUAGAGGAACGAAGGAAAAUGUUACAUAAUUACUGUAGCUUUGUCUUCUUCCCAUAUGUAUUAGACAACCAACCCAACAAUGGCUCUACAUCCUGCAAUUAUUGCUCAAUCUAAUACACAGCUGAAAAAUAG